Molecule: messenger RNA, 1026 nt
Organism: Chaetura pelagica (chimney swift)
Lineage: Eukaryota; Metazoa; Chordata; Aves; Apodiformes; Apodidae
Product: cAMP-dependent protein kinase type II-alpha regulatory subunit-like
Exons: 11
Coding region: 1-1026 (341 amino acids)
Biological process (GO): regulation of protein phosphorylation
Cellular component (GO): cAMP-dependent protein kinase complex
Molecular function (GO): cAMP-dependent protein kinase regulator activity
Source: RefSeq, a predicted model, not a curated record
AUGUGUGUGAAUAGUGACAGUCAGGAAGUUCACCCCGAGUUGGAGAUAAAGUUCAAAUACCUUUUGUACCUAACAGCAGCUCCCGUUGUUAAUCGAUACAACAGAAGAGUAUCAGUUUCUGCUGAACCUUUCAAUCCAGAUGAAGAGGAAGAAGGCACAGAAAAAAGGGUAGUUCAUCCAAAAACUGAUGAGCAGAGAUGCAGACUGCAGGAAGCAUGUAAAGAUAUCCUGCUCUUCAAAAACCUAGAUCAGGAGCAGCUGUUUCAGGUCCUUGAUGCCAUGUUUGAGAAGAAGGUGAAGCCUCAAGAACAUGUGAUUGACCAAGGGGAUGAUGGAGACAACUUUUAUGUCAUUGAGCAGGGACGGUAUGAUAUCGUUGUAGCAAAAGACAACGUGUCAUGCUGUGUGGGCCACUAUGAUGAUCGCGGCAGUUUUGGGGAACUGGCAUUGAUGUACAAUACGCCUCGAGCUGCCACCAUUGUUGCCACAACAGAAGGAGCUCUUUGGGGACUGGAUCGGGGGACGUUCAGAAGGAUUAUAUUGAAGAACAACGCAAAGAAGAGGAAGACAUAUGAAUCAUUUAUUGAGUCUGUGCCCCUUCUUAAAUUCUUGGAGGCAUCAGAGAGGAUGAAGAUAGUGGACGUCAUAGGGGAGAAAGUGUAUCAAGAUGGGGAAUGCAUACUUUCUCAGGGCAACAGAGCUGACUGUUUUUAUAUUGUAGAGUCUGGAGAAGUAAGAAUCUUGAUGAAAAGCAAGACUAUGACAGGCAAAGCUAACCAAGAAGUGGAGAUUACCCGUUAUGGCAGAGGGCAGUAUUUUGGAGAGCUUGCACUUGUUACCAACAAACCCAGAGCAGCCUCUGCUUAUGCUGUUGGGGAGGUCAAAUGUUUAGUCAUGGAUGUGCAAACAUUUGAGAGGUUGCUUUGGACCUGCAUGGACAUCAUGAAGAGGGAUAUAACACAUUACGAGGAGCAGCUGGUAGCAAUAUUUGGCUCUAGCAUGGACCUGAAGGACUCAGGGAAUUAG